CUGGUUAGUACAAUUGACAAGUUCAAUGAAUCAUGGUGACUCUUCAACACCACACAAAAACUUUGGAAUCACCACCAUCACUGUUUUGGACUAGUCCAAAUAAAUCUCAGUAUUUAUGAAGUUCCAAUAUCUCUCUCACACCUAUUCCUAGCAUAGCAACUAUGGCAGAUGUGAAACUACUAGGAUUUUGGUCAAGCCCUUUUGUUCAUAGAGUCAUAUGGGCUUUGAAAUUCAAGGGUAUAAGCUAUGAGUAUAUUGAACAAGACAGGUACACCAAAAGCCAACUACUUCUACAAUCCAAUCCAGUUCACAAGAAAGUCCCUGUGCUCAUCCAUGGAGGCAGAGCCAUCGCAGAGUCUCUUGUGAUUCUUGAAUACAUUGAAGAAACAUGGCCACAAAAGCCAUUGCUGCCACAGGAUAACCAUGAGAGAGCCUUAGCUCGAUUUUGGAUUAAAUUUGGAGAAGAUUCGCUCGUUUCUAUAACUGAUUUGUUUCUCCGGCCCUCAAAAGAUGAACAAGAAAGAGCAAGUGCAGUGAAAAAAGCACAAGAAAAAAUCACAAUUAUGGAAGAGCAAGGUCUAGGGGUCAAGAAGUUCUUUGGAGGCAACAACAUUAGUAUGGUGGACUUAGCAUAUGGGUGCCUUAGUCAUUGGUUAGAAGGCUUAGAGGAACUUGCUGGGAUGAAACUUAUUGAGCCAAACAAGUUUACUAGGUUGCAUGCUUGGAUGCAAAAUUUUAAACAAGUUCCCCUGAUUAAAGAAAACCUUCCUGAUUAUGGGAAACUGUUGCUCCACCUUGAAAGGCGCAGGCAGGAAUAUUACUAGUAUAUAGCACCAGAAUACAUAGAUCAACAUACACCACAUUAUGUGCUUAAAGAAAUGUGUGCGAGCACUAUUUACUCUUAGUACAAAUAUUUAUGGCGAGGAGAUUAGUAAUUGCUAUUAACAAUAAAUACCCUAAUAAAAUAAUGUGUGCGAAAGAGGAUGAAGUAGGAAAAAAAUUAUGGGUUUUAUUAUAAAUAAAAUGAAAUGAAGUUGGAAAAACAUUUGUUUCAAUACCAUAUUUGGUUUCA
Molecule: messenger RNA, 1072 nt
Organism: Lotus japonicus
Lineage: Eukaryota; Viridiplantae; Streptophyta; Magnoliopsida; Fabales; Fabaceae
Product: probable glutathione S-transferase
Exons: 2
Coding region: 162-824 (220 amino acids)
Biological process (GO): glutathione metabolic process
Cellular component (GO): cytoplasm
Molecular function (GO): glutathione transferase activity
Source: RefSeq, a predicted model, not a curated record